GGGCACUGCAGCAAGCCUCGAGAAGAGCGCAGCGACGAGGCCGCCGCGGGAGGGAGAGGGGCUCGGCAGGGGACUCUGCCAUUGGCUGUCCCGCACGCGGCGCGCUGGGCGGAAGCCUGCCGGCCUGUCCCGCUAGCCCGGAGACCGCGCGCCCGAAAUGGAGCGCAACUGGAGCGCAGGGCUGGGCAACGAGUCCGCGGCAGGGGCUACGGGCAGCGGGGAGGCUGCGGCCGCCUGGGCUUUCGGCGUGGUGCUGUUGGUCAUGUAUGUGGUGGGCGUGGUGGGCAAUGUCUACACUCUGGGGCUGCUGUGGCGCUCGGGCCGAUGCGCUCGCGGCGCGCCCUUGUCCGGCUCCAUCGCCAGCUUGGCGCUGGCCGACCUGCUCUACCUGUGCUCCAUCCCGUUCAUCGUGGGCACGUCGGUGGCGCAGGACUGGUACUUCGGCGAGCUGGGCUGCCGCGUCCUGCUCAGCCUCGACCUGCUCACCAUGCACGCCAGCAUCUUCACGCUGACCGUCAUGUGCACCGAGCGCUACCUGGCCGUCACCCGGCCUCUGGCCACCCGGUACCGGGCGCGGCGCUUCCGCAAAGCCACGGCGGGCGCCGUCUGGGGGGUCUCGCUGCUCCUCACCCUGCCCAUGAUGCUGAUGGUCACCCUGAGCCGAGGCGGCGACGGCAAGCGCAUCUGUGCGACCACCUGGAGCCGCGACGCCUAUCGGCUCUACCUGACGGUGCUGUUCGGCACUAGCAUCCUGGCCCCUGGGUUGAUCAUCGGCUGCCUCUACGCCCGCCUGGCCACCACUUACCUGGAGUCGCAGAGGAACCCUCCGCGCAAGAAGGAGCCCAAGCGGUCCCCCCGCCAGAAAGUCCUCAUCUUGGUCUUCACCAUCGUGCUGGUGUUCUGGGCUUGCUUCCUGCCCUUCUGGAUCUGGCAGCUGGUGCCCCUUUACCAUGGCCCCCUGGGGCUCCCUGUCUAUACCCAGAAGUGCAUCAACUACCUGGUCACCUGCCUGACCUACAGCAACAGCUGCAUCAACCCCUUCCUCUACACCUUGCUCACCAGGAACUACCGCGAGUACCUGCGCAACAGACACAGCAACUUCUACCGUUUCACCUCUUCUUUCCGCAAGAGAGGUUCCAACCUGCAUUGCUCCUGGAGGAGAUCCACCUCCUCUGGCACGCAAUAUGAGACCGGAUCCGAGGGUCUGAGCAUGGACACGCUGAGGGACUGCAAGUGAACUCCUUUCUUUGUUCGUUAAGAGCAGCUGCCAAACGCCUCAGAGAUCCAGGUGGGCCCAGGCAAGGACUUCUCUUGUCAAAUCCAUCAGGCCACCUGUCCCAUUAUGUUAAAACUGGAUCCCCAAUACCAUGGUCAGGAUUACAGGUGAAGGAAAUUGUGAUGGCAUAGCGGGUGCCCCAAUGGACCUUUUCCACACGAUGGAGGUUUUCAGAGCCAGAAGUGAAGAAGGAAACCCGGCCUGUAAAACAAGAAUGUACAAUCAGUAGGUGGACAGGAUACACACCAUUUGUCUGAGUGCUGGCUUUUGAGGUUCUAUAACAGAAUCCCAUCAGCUUCUGUUCUUGAACUUCAUGGAUCUAUCCUGGGACAUUUACACACCUAAGAUUCAAAUGCUAUCAGAAAGAUUGGUACUCAGGACUUGAAGACCAAAAUGAUACUACUGCAAACUCAUGGGUAGCAAUAUGAGAGCUUGAUAAAUAUGGUUAAUCUUUUUUUUUUUUUUAAGUACCCACACUUUGUACUGGAGGACAAAACAAUGGAUUUUAGCAAAUGUGUAGAGAAGCCCCCAGAAAGCACAGUUCUAGUAAACAGUGCUGCUGUAGAGAUAAUAGUACCAUUCCUGAUGAAGAGCUCUGUGCCUUUUGGGGAACAAAACCCUCCAAACCACAAAGAAAAACUUUGGUUUCAUCUCCCAUCAGCUUCUGUUCUUGAACUUCAUGGAUCAAACCUGCUUGACAACUGCUUCAAUAAGCAGGGAGUACUAUUCCCCACUCCAGGAAGCAGUACUCACAAACACUGUCAAUAGUGUUCACAAAGAUGCAGAAAGAACCUGUAGUAAGGCAACACACACAUAUGGUAGGGUAUUCAUUCCUUCACUAUCAGAAUAAACCCAUAACUGUGUACUAUGGGGUGCCUAAAGCUUAUUUGUUGCAUAAAAUGCAGAGCAUAUAAAGAAGCUGCCCUAGCACAUUGCAUAAUUCACAAUAAUGGUCUGUCAGACAAACAGCCCUAAUACCCUGGGCUGUUCCUCCUCCCUCCUGCCCCUGGGAAUCUUGUGAGAGCACAACAUCCUAAAGGAGAGAGCAGAAAGAAGAAGCCUGCACGCAGACUGUUGUACCAACCCAAAUCAGCCACUAUACUGAUGCACAUGAAUGCCAGAAAAGUUAUUCAUGAGUAUAGAAGGUCCACCUCCUGUUAUGAAACCCAGAAGAGCUUGCUUUGCACAUGACUUAUUGGACUAGCUUUGCCGAGUACACAAGCACUUUUAAAAGACUGAAAUAUAAACAAGGGCACUGUCCUGAAGUCUUUAGGUUUAUACACCAAGUUCUGCCUUGACUUAAAACUGUUCUACAAGAUGACAAGGGAAUGCAGCACAUGUGCACUUUUCUAGGCAGAAUCUUCUCAGGUGUCACGUUCUCCUGAACAAAAUGCACUAUAUGAUGAUAAUAUAUCCAGUGAAAAUCACGAGUGUAGUGAAUGUACAUCUGUAUUCAAGAUGUUGUUAUUUCAUGUGCUAUUUGAAACACCCAGCAAACAUGAAAUAAAGAGCCACCAUAUUUGAACUUGG
Messenger RNA from Hemicordylus capensis (graceful crag lizard), 2806 nucleotides. RefSeq names its product urotensin-2 receptor-like. The coding region runs from base 158 to 1237 and encodes 359 amino acids. Lineage: Eukaryota; Metazoa; Chordata; Lepidosauria; Squamata; Cordylidae. The record is from RefSeq and is a predicted model, not a curated record. The transcript has 2 exons. Gene Ontology annotation, cellular component: membrane. Gene Ontology annotation, biological process: regulation of blood pressure; blood vessel diameter maintenance; neuropeptide signaling pathway. Gene Ontology annotation, molecular function: urotensin II receptor activity.